GCUGGCGGAGUGGCCGCGGGGGUGUCCGUGGAGGCCCGCGGGGAUGUGGCAGCCCCUGCCUCCGGUGUAAAGAGCGUCGGCUCGGCCAGCGAAGGCAGCCGCGCCGGGACUCGAACCACUCGGGGACUGAACUGCAACCGCAGCAACAAGUGACCCUUUAAAGAUGCACACGGGGCUGCGUGAAGUGGAGAAGGCAACUGGGGAAAAUGAAGUAAGGAAAAAGUGUAUUUCCCAGGUUUAAUAAAGUAAACCUGUUUUCUGCAAACAACUGAAAAAGCUGCCCUCUGACUGUUUCUUGGGUCCUCAUGAAGUAGCUGGAACUUGUACCGUGAGGCCCUUGAUGGGACAAGCUCUCACCUGCUGAUCACCCAGAGUGACUGUCACCAUGGCCAGCAAGAGGAAAUCCACCACCCCUUGCAUGAUCCCAGUGAAGACGGUGGUGCUGCAGGACGCCAGCGUGGAGACCCAGCCUGCUGAGGCCGGGCCUGAUGGACCCCAGCAGGAUCUGCCUCCAGAAACACCUGCUGCCAGCAGCGAGGCAGCCCAGAACUCAGGUCCUGACGGCCCUGCACUGGCCAAUGGGCAUCGGAGCACUUUGGAUGGCUAUUUAUACUCCUGUAAAUACUGUGACUUCAGAUCCCAGGAUGUGGCCCAAUUUGUGGGACAUAUGAACUCAGAGCACACAGACUUCAACAAAGACCCAACUUUUGUAUGCACUGAGUGCAGUUUUUUGGCAAAAACCCCUGAGGGACUUUCCCUGCACAACGCCAAGUCUCACUUGGGGGAAGCCAGCUUUGUGUGGAGUGUGGCCAAGCCAGACAAUCAUGUGGUCGUGGAGCAGAGUGUCCCCGAGGGCACAGGCACUUCUGACCUAGCAGGUGAGCCCAGUGCCGAAGGGACUGAUGGACAGGCUGAAAUCAUUAUUACCAAAACUCCAAUCAUGAAGAUAAUGAAAGGUAAAGCUGAAGCCAAAAAAAUUCAUACACUCAAGGAGAACAUCCCUAGCCAACCUGUGGGUGAGGCCUUGCCAAAGCCGUUAGCUGGAGAAACAGAGGUGAAAGAGGGCGACCACUCCUUUGUCAAUGGAGCGACUCCUGUCAGCCAGGCAUCUUCCAGCUCCACUAAGCCCCCACAUGCCACCAAUGGGCCCCUGAUAGGCACAGUGCCAGUGUUGCCAGCUGGUAUAGCACAGUUCCUCUCCCUCCAGCAGCAGCCCCCAGUGCAUGCUCAGCAUCACGCCCACCAGCCCCUGCCCACAUCCAAGGCCCUUCCCAAAGUGAUGAUUCCCCUGAGCAGCAUUCCAACGUACAAUGCGGCCAUGGACUCCAACAGCUUCCUGAAGAACUCCUUCCACAAGUUCCCCUACCCCACCAAAGCUGAGCUCUGCUAUUUGACUGUGGUGACCAAGUAUCCAGAAGAACAGCUCAAGAUCUGGUUCACAGCCCAGAGGCUGAAACAAGGUAUCAGCUGGUCUCCCGAGGAGAUUGAGGAUGCCCGGAAGAAGAUGUUCAAUACAGUGAUCCAGUCUGUACCUCAGCCCACAAUCACAGUCCUAAACACCCCUUUGGUCGCCAGUGCAGGCAACGUCCAGCAUCUCAUCCAGGCUGCUCUCCCAGGCCAUGUGGUGGGGCAGCCCGAGGGCACAGCAGGGGGACUUCUGGUCACUCAGCCACUGAUGGCCAAUGGGCUGCAAGCCCCAAACUCAUCUCUCCCCCUGUCUGUUACAUCUGUCCCUAAGCAGCCAGCUGUGGCACCCAUUAACACUGUGUGCUCAAAUACAGCCUCAGCUGUGAAGGUGGUCAAUGCGGCCCAGACGCUCCUCACGGCAUGCCCCAGCAUAACUUCCCAAGCCUUCCUGGAUGCUAACAUCUACAAAAAUAAGAAAUCUCAUGAACAGCUGUCAGCUCUGAAAGGGAGCUUCUGUCGGAACCAGUUCCCUGGGCAGAGUGAAGUUGAGCAUCUGACCAAGGUGACCGGCCUCAGUACCAGGGAGGUACGGAAAUGGUUCAGUGAUCGGAGAUACCACUGCCGGAACCUGAAGGGCUCCAGAGCCAUGAUGCCUGGAGAGCCAGGUUCUAUCAUCAUUGACUCUGUGCCAGAGGUGCCCUUCUCCCCGUCGGCCAAGGCCUCAGAGGUGACCUGCAUCCCCAUGGCAGCCACACUAGCGAGCCACCCUGCCGCCAAGCGACAGUCCUGGCACCAGACUCCUGACUUCACACCAACCAAAUACAAGGAGCGAGCCCCCGAGCAGCUCAGAGCCCUGGAGAGCAGUUUUGCACAAAACCCCCUUCCUCUUGAUGAGGAACUGGACCGCCUGAGAACUGAAACCAAAAUGACUCGAAGAGAAAUCGAUAGCUGGUUUUCGGAAAGACGGAAAAAAGUGAAUGCCGAGGAGACCAAGAAGACGGAUGAGACUGCCUGUCAGGAGGAAGAGGAGGCUGCGGAGGAGGAGGGUGGAGAAGAGGAGCUGGCCAGUGAGCUGCGGGUCCUUGGCGAAGACGGCUCCGCGGAAGUGCCCGGCAGCCACAUCUCAGCAGAGCGCAAAGUCAGUCCCAUCAAAAUCAACCUCAAGAACCUGCGGGUCACAGAAGCCAAUGGCAAGAGUGAGCUUCCAGGGCUGGGUGCCUGUGAGCCCGAGGAUGAUGGCUCCAACAAGCUGGCAGAGCAGCCCCCCGGCAGAGUGAGCUACAAGAAGACGGCCCAGCAGCGGCACUUGCUGCGGCAGCUCUUUGUCCAGACACAGUGGCCAAGCAACCAGGACUACGACUCCAUCAUGGCCCAGACAGGUCUGCCACGGCCUGAGGUGGUGCGCUGGUUCGGGGACAGCAGGUAUGCCCUGAAGAAUGGCCAGCUCAAGUGGUACGAAGACUACAAGCGGGGCAACUUCCCACCAGGGCUGCUGGUCAUUGCCCCCGGCAACCGUGAGCUGCUACAGGACUACUACGUGACACACAAGAUGCUGUACGAGGAGGACCUGCAGAGCCUCUGUGACAAGACCCAGAUGAGCUGCCAGCAGGUUAAGCAGUGGUUUGCCGAGAAGAUGGGCGAGGAGACCCGGGCUGUAGUGGAUACAGGCAGUGAGGACCAGGGCCCUGGUGCUGGCGAGCCUGCGGCCGUUCACAAAGGGGUUGGCGACACCUAUUCGGAAGUAUCUGAAAACAGUGAGUCGUGGGAGACCAGUGCCCCUGAGGCCAGCUCAGAGCCCUUUGAGACGUCGAGUCCCCAGGCCGGACCUCAGCUCGAAACAGACUGAAUCUGAUCGGAUCACUGUGAAGGACGGGCCGGUCUGGAUGCUGCCUGCCACAGGAAGAGCCAAGCCCGACUGCUCCACAUGCUGUUCCUGGCCACCAGGCACCAGGAGAGCCUCUGCAGGCCGCGCAGCAGC
Molecule: messenger RNA, 3385 nt
Organism: Lepus europaeus (European hare)
Lineage: Eukaryota; Metazoa; Chordata; Mammalia; Lagomorpha; Leporidae
Gene: ZHX3
Product: zinc fingers and homeoboxes 3
Exons: 4
Coding region: 386-3253 (955 amino acids)
Biological process (GO): regulation of transcription by RNA polymerase II
Cellular component (GO): nucleus
Molecular function (GO): DNA-binding transcription factor activity, RNA polymerase II-specific; DNA binding
Source: RefSeq, a predicted model, not a curated record